AUGAGUGAGCCAAAUAGAGAUAUGCCACAAACGGAACCCGAUCCGAAACCCGAUAUACUCCAACAAUUGACCAAUAUGUUAUUCGGUGACGAUGACGACAAUGACGACGAUGCGGACAAUAUAGGUGGCACUUUGGAAUUUUCUCAUGGGGUAGAUGUAUAUAAUGUUCCACAACCCGAGCUGGCCAACGUGGAAGGCGAGCUUGUCGAAGUCCAGUGGAGCGAUCUGCAGAACACUGAAGGGGUAUUGCUGGAGGCGACUAUACCGCCCAUGGAAACGGAAUCGAUAUUUAGUAUUGAUGCAUUAUCUGUCGACGAUUUAUUGACCCAGCGGUUUGACAGCUCGGCUAGUAAUGUGCAAACGACUAAGUUGUGUGAAAAUAGACAAAUGAGUGAAAAUUCCGCGGAAAACCACACUGCCAACGCUGGCGAUCCGGAUGUUUCAGAUGACAGACCCGACGCGUCUGGCCCUAAGAACUCCGCGGUUGAUGCGGUUAUUAUGGAAUUCAUCACCGAUAUUAACGGCUGCAUUGUGGCCCCUUGUGAAAUUUCUACUGCUACUGAAAAUCUUUCUCAUAUGGCAGGGGAGGAUCUUAACAACAACAAUGAUAUGAAUCAAUUACUCCAACAAUCCAUUGAAACAAUGGAUUUGAGCAACAAUGAUAUGUGUCAGCCUUUGAUUGAGUGGAUUGCAGAUGCUCCACAGGAGGAGCAAAAAAGUGCAGAAGGGCCUGAUAUUCUUAUUCCCCAAUCGGUGGGCAAGCAAAUUUCUAUCCAAGACUGCAUCGGGUUUGACGAGACUCUGAGUGACGCUAGCAAUGAUUGUGCAACCUCUGAAGAUUUUGAGCAGUCGGACCAUACCAAUGAGGACGAUGACGAGGCGGUUAUAGAAGCUAGUGAGCCAAACGAUCAAUUGGACAGUAACGAGAUGUCCUUAAGUAUGGAAGCAACUGAAACUAGUGUUGUUGCAUCAUCACCAUCAACGACCACACCCACAGAGGCAGUGAAUGCUGCCAAGGAUGUGACUUCCGAGGAUGUAGUUGCCGCAGAAAACGUACAAAAUCUGCCGCUACUUUCAUCACCUGAUCGAUUAGUUGAUGCUCAGUCUAAUGUUGGGACUACCAACAUAGUUGCCGCAGAAAUCGUACAAAAUCUGCCGCUACUUACAUCACCUGAUCGACCAGUUGAUGCUCAGCCUAAUGUUGGGACUACCAACAUAGUUGCCGCAGAAAACGUACAAAAUCUGCCGCUACUUACAUCACCUGAUCGAUUAGUUGAUGCUCAGCCUAAUGUUGGGACUUCCAUGUCCCAUCCAACGAACCAUGUAGCAGGGAACAAGCCCAGUUUGAGCAACGAGGCGGCGCAGAAGGCAUUGCAGGAAAAUCGCAUGUUACCUGGAGGCGGCCAAGAAUCUAAAAGCCAGAUAACCCAACCUAUGGCAGCGAAUCAGGCAAAUAGACCCGAGCCGGUGGGCCAGGCUUCUGGCUUCCAGGCUUCACAUCCACAAAUGCCACCGUCCAAGGGCAUGCAGAUCAAGCAUCGUGGCAAGCCGAUGCACAUAAUGUUGCCCCAAGGGGGCAAGUCAAUCCAGAAGGAGCCUCCGCCGCGUCGUCCUCCAGUGGCGGAAAAGAAAACCAGCAUGACAGCGUUUAUGAAUGGAUCGAUUACUCGCCUGGAAGAUAGACUCAAAUCACCACCGGCUGCCAGAUCAUCGUCAUCCUCGUCGUCAUCUUCUUCUUCGUCGAGUUCUAGCUCCGGUUCCGGAUCAAGCUCGAGCUCGAGCUCGGGAUCUAGCUCGAGUUCCAGCUCAGAGUCAGAAUCUGAUUCAUCCAAAAAGUCAUCAAAAUCGUCCGAAAAAUCAAAGUCAAAAUCAGCAUCCGAAUCGUUAUCUAAAUCUGAAUCUGCUAAUUUAUCCAAACCAGAAUCGGCAACUGGUCCAGAAUCACAAACGGCAUUUCAACCAGAAGCCAAAUCUCCACCCAAUCUAGCAUCCAAAGGGAUACUAACUCAUUUAGCAGUUUCUCGAUUGUCUGAAACCUCAUCAUCGGAAUCGGAUUCACCAACACGAAUGACCUCGAUGGGAAUACAUCAGUCGAGGACAAACAGCCCCUUAUCCAACAUACCCCAACGGGUCAAUCCACAGGUGGGUCAGGCCGAACGUUUGGACAAACCAACGGCACCACAGACAGCCGCUCAGCUACCAUCGCUGUCCAGCUUAUUUUCACCACCACCUCCUCGCCCAGAGAAACCCCUAUGCCGCGGAUCGGUGACCGGUUCAAGGGUGUCGGAUUCAUCGUCUUCAUUAGUAGGUCGCCAAAGAAUUGGGACAAGUUGUUCAAAUCCCAUCUUGGGUUCCAAAGCUGGUCCUAGUUCUGGAAUAUCUAGCUUAGCGGCCAUUAAGGCGUUUGGGCCGGGCUCUCAUAAUCGUUCUGUAGCUGCGUCUAGCUUAGGUUCAUCUUCAGGUCACCGUUCCAAAGGAGCUGAUGGUUACUUGGAUCCUAAGUACAUUUUCCCGGUGGGGAAAUACGGUGCCGGUAGUGGAAAACCCGAUCCCCAGAAGAUGCAACAAAUCAAGGACCAGCUCAACGUACCGAAAGAAGCAGAUGGUAAAGGAGAGGUGAAGGUUCCUCCAAUGCGAAAGCUGCCUCCCGUUCCGCCCAAACGCGUUAUAAAGCCCGUUGCUAAAGUACCAGAGGAAAACCUAUCGUUUUCCAGAAUUCAAACACAUCCGAAACGCAUUGUGAAUCCAGUUAAACAGACUCAAAUCAGUAUACCAGCAUCAAUGGAUAAACCUCCGAAUUUUGAAAUGCUUUCUUUAAACAAACCUUCGGAAAAACCCUCUGAUAGAUCGGCGAGAAUUGCGAAAAGUGUAUCUGAAAAGAACUUACCGGCAAAACCCAACGAAGCUUAUAUUGCCAAUCGUGAUAUUUCACCGGCUGUUCAAAAUAACAAAACGACAGUUGUACAGAAAACGUUGGAUUUGAAUGAAAAGCGCUCUAAUUCAACAAGUCGAGGGGAAGGCAAACCAAAUGAGCUUCCAAUUAAUCCUGUUGAGAUACCUCAGGUCAACCAGAACAGAAUGGUAGAACAACCUUCCUGGAAUCCUAACGUUCGUAAGGCUCAUACGCCAAAAAACCCACCGGUUGAUCCAAAUCAACCUAAAAGGAAACCUGGAAGACCUCGUAAGUAUCCAGUUGUGGAACCGCAGCUAUCGGCAACAGAUGAACGACUAUCCAGUGCCAGAAACAUUCCGGAGGAUGUGGAGGGAAGACGUCUAUCCACUACCAGGAACAUAGAGAAAGCCCAAGCAUCCUCAUGCAGCAAAAUAAUAGACACACGCCCAUCCACUUCCCGAAGCAUUGAAAAUGGAGAAUGUUCAUGUUGCAGAAACAUUGAGGAAGGAAAUCCAUAUACUUCCAGGGAAAUAAAGGAAACGCAUCGCUCUACUACCAGAAAAAUCGGUGAAAGACUUGACCAAAGAAUACCAUCAUCUCGUUCCACGAAUAUAAAUGAAAGACGACCAACGAGGUCCAAUAACCAGAUCGAGGAAGAAUCAGCUACAUCGAGAAUUUCGAAUAGAGGAAGGCUGGCGGAAGCCGAAAAUAUAAUAAACGAUAGUCCACCGUCUUCUAAAAUAUCCACAAUCGGGACGUCCAGAAAAUCUGUUAUUCCUAUUAGGGAAGAAUCAGAAAGAAACCGAAACCAUCAGGAAGAUGGCAGUUCUACUUAUGAAGAUAGUCCAGCAGAUACUCCAAUCUAUGAUGAAUCUGGAGAUGAUGUUAGUUCCACCUAUGACGAAACUCGAGAAGUUUUUCCAAUCUGCAAGGAAUCUCAGAAUGAUGUUAGUCCCACCUAUGAAGAAACUCGAGAAGAAGAUUCUCCAAUCUAUGAAGAAUAUCGAGAUGAAGUUGGUUCCACCCACGAGGACACUCGAGAAGAUGAAACUCAAAUAUAUGAAGAAUCUCUAGAUGGGCUUAGUCCAAUCUAUGAAGAUCCUCAGGUUGAUGUUGAGUGUGAAUUCGAGAGAGUAGAAAUGAAAAACAAAGUACCAAUCAAGAAAGGAGAAAAUUUGGUUUACAGCUCCAGUUUAAUUGAUAGUCUCUUUGAAUAUGACGAGCACGACAAAAUCCGUAUAUCGCAAGAGGAUCAUCAGUAUGACUCUUCAGAGCCUAGUCCAGUUUAUGUCGAGGAAGAUGAUCAGCCUUCAAAAUCAAAAGUUUCUACGGUUAAGCUUCAAGAAAAAGCCGAGAAAAACUAUCCAACUUAUGAAAAACACAGAAGUAACCAAAAAUUCGAGAGAUGUGCUAAAGAAAGUAGAUAUAAAACCGAGGACGAGCGAAGGCGUAAAAUCGUAAAUGAUGGUUCACCCGAAACGAAUAUUCUCCAUCAAUGGAAAAUCGUUCUUCUGGAGCUGAUCUUUUCCAACGGACCAAAAAAACUAACAAAGAAUCUCAUCGAAGACAAGUUUGUCCAAAAGAGUCGCAUCGAAAAGAAUCUCUUCAAAUAG
Drosophila bipectinata is the source of this 4506-nucleotide messenger RNA. NCBI's taxonomy places the organism in Eukaryota, Metazoa, Arthropoda, Insecta, Diptera, Drosophilidae. The record is from RefSeq and is a predicted model, not a curated record.